Carassius auratus (goldfish) is the source of this 1053-nucleotide messenger RNA. RefSeq names its product BRCA1-associated protein-like. The record is from RefSeq and is a predicted model, not a curated record. NCBI's taxonomy places the organism in Eukaryota, Metazoa, Chordata, Actinopteri, Cypriniformes, Cyprinidae. The transcript has 6 exons. The annotation marks the transcript as partial. Gene Ontology annotation, molecular function: ubiquitin protein ligase activity; nucleic acid binding. Gene Ontology annotation, biological process: protein ubiquitination; Ras protein signal transduction. Gene Ontology annotation, cellular component: cytoplasm.
UAACGCAGUAAUUUAUCUCUCACUCUCAAACGUCAUUGUUGUUGAACGCGUUUUUUAUUCUAAUAAUAGCUGGAUGUGAUUCUGUUCAGUGUCUAUGGCAUAUGGUUCGGAUGACACGGUCUUUGGUGUGAAUCUGUGUUACUGAGUGGAGUGUGUGUGUGUGUGCUCUGAACACAUGAGUGUGUCUCUGGUUGUGAUCAGACUCGAGCUCGCUGAUCAGUCUGAUUCCCCGCGAGGCUUUCACUACUGCGCCGUUUCAGAGAUGUCAGAGGACGAGAUGAGAGAGACAGCGCUGGUCUCUGCUAGAGCGACGCUGGCCGGUAAAACAGAGCUGGAGCGAGCGGCCGUCCUCCACCAGCACCUGGGCAGCCGUGUCAUGAGCGACGUGGUGAUCGAGAGCUUCCAGCCCAGCGCAGGAGUUGAGGACGGUAGAGAAGAUCUGAAGUCCACAGAUGAUGGAGAUGGAGAAGCUAAAGAUCAAACAGAUGAGAGCAGGACUCCAGACUCUCCCUCCAAACAGCUGCCGGAUCAGAUCUCCUUCUUCAGCGGAAACCCGUCAGUGGAGAUCGUCCACGGCAUCAUGCACCUCUACAAAACUAAUAAGAUGACGUCGCUCACAGAGGAUGUGCGGCGCAGCGCGAUGCUGUGCAUCCUCACCGUACCCACCACCAUGACCAGCCACGACCUCAUGAAGUUCUUGGCUCCCUUCAACGACGUCAUGGAGCACAUGAAGAUCAUCCGGGACUCCACGCCCAAUCAGUACAUGGUGCUGGUCAAGUUCAGGAGUCAGGCCGAUGCCGACAGCUUCUACACAGCGUGCAACGGCCGUCAGUUCAACUCCAUUGAGGAUGCUGUCUGCCAGUUAGUCUAUGUGGAGAGAGCGGAAGUCAUCAAAUCUGAAGAGGGGGCCAGUUUACCUGUGAUGGAUCUGACGGAGCUGCCCAAGUGCACCGUGUGUUUGGAGCGCAUGGACGAGUCGGUCAACGGCGUGCUGACCACCCUGUGCAACCACAGCUUUCACAGCCAGUGUCUGCAGAGAUGGGAGGAUGCAAC